AUGAUUUCUGGCGGUGACCCCAGCAAAGCGAUACACUGGCCUAGUACAGCACUAAAAAUAGAAGAAUGCAUAAUGAAGGGAAAAGAUUCAAGUGAAUGUGCAAAUUAUGUUCGGGUUUUACAUCACUACAAUAGGACACACCUUCUGACCUGUGGUACUGGAGCGUUCGACCCACUUUGUUCCUUCAUCAGGGUUGGAUACCAUUUGGAGGAUCCCCUGUUUCACCUGGAACCACACAGAUCUGAGAGAGGAAGGGGCCGGUGUCCCUUUGAUCCCAGUUCUUCCUUCAUCUCCACUUUAAUUGGUAGUGAAUUGUUUGCUGGGCUCUACAGUGACUACUGGGGCAGAGAUGCGGCCCUCUUCCGGAGCAUGGGACGACUGGCCCAUAUUCGCACCGAGCAUGAUGAUGAGCGCCUGCUGAAAGAACCAAAAUUUGUAGGUUCAUAUAUGAUUCCUGACAAUGAAGACCGAGAUGACAACAAAGUGUAUUUCUUUUUUACUGAGAAGGCCCUGGAGGCGGAACAUAAUGCCCAUGCCAUUUACACCAGAGUGGGGCGGCUCUGCAUGAAUGAUAUGGGAGGACAGAGAAUACUGGUGAAUAAGUGGAGCACGUUCCUAAAAGCGAGACUGGUGUGCUCAGUACCAGGAAUGAAUGGGAUUGAUACAUACUUUGAUGAAUUAGAGGAUGUUUUUUUGCUGCAUACCAGAGAUCAUAAGAACCCAGUGAUAUUUGGACUCUUUAACACUACCAGUAAUAUAUUUAGAGGGCAUGCAAUAUGUGUCUAUCAUAUGUCCAGCAUCCGGGCAGCGUUUAAUGGACCAUAUGCACAUAAGGAAGGACCCGAAUACCACUGGUCACUCUAUGAAGGAAAAGUCCCUUAUCCCAGGCCUGGUUCUUGUGCCAGCAAAGUGAAUGGAGGACGGUACGGAACCACGAAAGACUACCCCGAUGAUGCUAUCCGAUUUGCGAGAAGCCAUCCACUUAUGUACCAGCCCAUAAAACCUGCCCAUAAAAAACCAAUUCUGGUAAAAACAGAUGGAAAAUAUAACCUGAAACAAAUAGCAGUGGAUCGAGUAGAAGCAGAGGAUGGCCAGUAUGAUGUCUUGUUUAUUGGGACAGAUAAUGGAAUUGUGCUGAAAGUAAUCACGAUCUACAACCAAGAAACAGAAUCAAUGGAAGAAGUAAUUUUAGAAGAGCUUCAGAUAUUCAAGGAUCCAGUUCCUAUUAUUUCUAUGGAGAUUUCUUCAAAGAGACAACAGCUGUACAUUGGAUCUGCUUCUGCCGUGGCCCAAGUCAGGUUCCAUCAGUGUGACAUGUACGGAAGUGCUUGUGCUGACUGCUGCCUGGCUAGAGACCCUUACUGUGCCUGGGAUGGCAUAUCCUGUUCCCGGUAUUACCCAACAGGCACACAUGCAAAAAGGCGGUUCCGCAGACAAGACGUUCGGCAUGGAAAUGCAGCUCAGCAAUGCUUUGGACAGCAGUUUGUUGGGGACGCUUUGGAUAAAACUGAAGAACGGCUGGCCUAUGGCAUAGAGAACAACAGUACUUUGCUGGAAUGUACCCCACGAUCUCUGCAAGCAAAAGUUAUCUGGUUCGUACAGAAAGGACGUGACACAAGAAGAGAGGAGGUGAAGACAGAUGACAGAGUGGUUAAGAUGGACCUCGGUUUACUCUUCCUAAGGGUGCGCAAAAUGGAUGCCGGUAUCUAUUUUUGCCAGACAGUAGAGCACAGUUUUAGCCACACUAUCCGAAAAGUCACCCUGGAGGUAGUGGAAGAGGAGAGAGUGGAGGAAAUGUUUACCAAAGACUAUGAAGAGGACGGGCCUCACAAGAUGCCUUGUCCUGCUCAGAGCAGCAUCCCGCAGGCAGCAAAACCAUGGUACAAGGAGUUCUUGCAGCUGAUUGGCUACAGCAACUUCCAGAGAGUGGAAGAAUACUGUGAAAAGGUAUGGUGCACAGAUAAGAAGAGGAAAAAGCAUAAAAUGUCACCUUCUAAGUGGAAAUAUGCCAACCCACAGGAAAAGAAGUUCCGUCCCAAAGCCGAGCACUAUCGCCUGCCCAGGCACACGCUGGACUCCUGAUGGGUGAAGCCAUCGACUGGCUUCUGAAGAAUUUAUAUUUGGAACCAAAAAAAAAAAAAAAAA
Messenger RNA from Hipposideros armiger (great roundleaf bat), 2145 nucleotides. It is a transcript of the gene SEMA3E, whose product is annotated as semaphorin 3E. Gene Ontology annotation, molecular function: semaphorin receptor binding; chemorepellent activity. Gene Ontology annotation, cellular component: plasma membrane. The record is from RefSeq and is a predicted model, not a curated record. NCBI's taxonomy places the organism in Eukaryota, Metazoa, Chordata, Mammalia, Chiroptera, Hipposideridae. Gene Ontology annotation, biological process: negative chemotaxis; axon guidance; positive regulation of cell migration. The coding region runs from base 1 to 2082 and encodes 693 amino acids. The transcript has 16 exons.